AUGGCGAACUCAGGGAACUUGAGCCUUGCCAAUAUUGAUGCGGUGUCGCAGAAGGCGCGUCUGCAGAGACUAGAGGAGGAACUUCAGAGGCUGAAGCAGCAUUCGUUUAGAGGUCAUGGAAGCGGUAGAACACAUCCCUCAUGGCGGCACAAAUACUCUCCUCCGGCAGGGGGGAAAUUGGAGGGUAUCAAGCUACGUUCGAGCUCUAGUGACUUGGCCAGAAGUCUGACUUCAAGCCCUAUGAGCGAGGAGAGAAUGGAGAGCUCAUACUACGAAUUACGACGAAUUGUUCCACACCUUUCGCCGGAAUUUGAAUGUGCGGAGCGUGACGCGGUGUUAAUUAUUUCUGCCAUACGCUCCGGAUCUGCUGUUGGAGGCGCGGAAUCCUGGGAACAGCGCUUCUCUUCACUGGAGACAGAGAAGCGGAUGAUAAAGAACAGGCUUGAGCGUCGAAGUCAAGAGUGUGAUGAGCUAAAAGGGACUGUGACAGAAUUGCAGCAGAAGAUUCGGUCCACACAGGAUGGUUCACGUGCUUCCGUGAAUUUGCUUUCUAAACGGCACGAGGAGGUUCGCAAGCAACUCUUGAUGGAGGAGUCAAGGAGCCAAAAAUUGAAGAUCCGCAAUGGGCAGCUGGAGAUGGAGGUGGAACGGCUUAGAGGGUUGCUGCACUCCCAACUACACAAGUAG
Molecule: messenger RNA, 687 nt
Organism: Trypanosoma rangeli
Lineage: Eukaryota; Euglenozoa; Kinetoplastea; Trypanosomatida; Trypanosomatidae
Exons: 1
Coding region: 1-687 (228 amino acids)
Source: RefSeq, a predicted model, not a curated record